Molecule: messenger RNA, 3415 nt
Organism: Manduca sexta (tobacco hornworm)
Lineage: Eukaryota; Metazoa; Arthropoda; Insecta; Lepidoptera; Sphingidae
Product: synaptic vesicle membrane protein VAT-1 homolog-like
Exons: 8
Molecular function (GO): zinc ion binding; oxidoreductase activity
Source: RefSeq, a predicted model, not a curated record
GAUAAGCUUUUCAUUCCUUCGUUAAACAAUUUUUCUAUCCACAGUGGUCUCAACUUCCAAGACCUGAUCGUGCGGCAGGGCGCAAUCGACUCUCCCCCGAAGACCCCGUUCAUCCUGGGCUUCGAAUGCGCCGGUGAAAUCGAGCAGGUUGGCGAGGGAGUCACCAACUUCAAGGUUGGCGAUCAAGUCGUGGCUCUUCCCGAGUACAGAGCAUGGGCUGAGCUGGUGUCAGUGCCUGCUCAGUAUGUGUACGCACUGCCCGAAGGUAUGAGCGCGCUGGAUGCCGUAGCGAUCACUACCAAUUAUGUGGUCGCCUACUUGCUGCUGUUCGAGAUGGCCAACCUCACGCCCGAUAAGAGUCUCUUGGUGCAUUCGGCUGGCGGUGGUGUGGGUCAAGCCGUGGCGCAACUGGCGAAGACCGUGGAGAAUGUGACCGUGUUCGGCGUCUGCUCUAAGAGCAAGCACGAGGCGCUGAAAGCCAACAACAACAACAUCGACCACCUGCUCGAGCGCGGCAGUGACUACACCAGCGAAGUCAGGAAGGUGUCCCCUGAUGGUGUGGAUAUCGUGUUGGACUGCCUCUGCGGUGAGGAAUGUAACCGCGGCUACUCUCUGCUCAAGCCUAUGGGCCGAUAUAUCCUCUACGGAUCAUCUAACAUCGUGACCGGCGAAACGAAGAGCUUCUUUAGCGCUGCGCGUGCUUGGUGGCAAGUGGACAAGGUGUCUCCGAUCAAGCUGUUCGACGAGAACAAGUCGCUGGCCGGGCUGAACCUGCGACACCUGCUGUUCCAGCACGGGCGCGCCGACACCGUGCGCCGCGCCGUGGAGCGCGUCUUCGCGCUGUGGGCUGACGGCAAGGUCAAGCCGCUCGUCGACUCCACCUGGGCGCUCGAGGACGUGGGUGAGGCUAUGCAGAAGAUGCACGACCGCAAGAACAUCGGCAAGCUUGUGCUCGACCCAUCUUUGGAGCCUAAGCCGAAGCCUGCCACCCCGGCAAAGGGCAAAGCCGGUAAGGAAAAAAAGCCAGCCAAGGAGAGCUCGGAGGAGAAGAAAGACAAGGAAACCAAGGAGGAAGAGAAGAAGCCGGCUGAGAACGGAGACAAGAACGGUGAGGAGCCGCUCACUAACGGUAACAGCGAUGAAGAGAGCAAGGAGAAGGAGAAGGAGUCGAGCUGAAUGGUUUCGGCCGAAGAGUGAACAGACAAACCACCGCCAAUCGAUUAUUUUAGUGUUGAAGCUGCUCGUUGUCCCGACGCGACCCUGUCCGCGCGCUCGCCGGCGCACGCGCUGCUGGCUCUACUGUGUUGCCUCAUGUUUCAUGUUUGUGCUGAUCGCGACGUCACCGGUCACCGCCGUUCGCCGCCGCUCGCCACCGCUCGCCACCACUCGCCGCCACUCGCUGCCACUCGCUGCUCCACGAGUCCACACCGAGACCGCGUGUCCGAGUGUCAAGUGUCCGACAUCCGCGAACCGGUUGGCCGGUGUCGUCGCUUUUAAUUUAGUUUUAAAUUAUUCGACUGUCAUCACGUUCUUUAAGUUUUUAUCCAUAAUGUACAAUUACAAUGAAAUUUAUCGAGGUAUCCACUUCGAUAUGCGACAGCGAAAUUAAUUAUUUUCUCAAUCCACACAAAUUAAUUUGGCCUAAUUUAGGUAUCGUUUCGUAUCACGCAAGUCUUUUUAUUAUAGUUUAACGGUUAAGACUUUUAUUUUUAAGAUGAGAUAUUUUAAUCUGCAGUUAUUUUGAAUGGCUAUUAUAUAUCGUAAGGUGCAGAGAUGCUUAAUCUUUAUGUAUGUUAAGCUUUAAUAUUUUAUUAGUAAAUGUUUAAAAUUUGGCCCACGAGACCCACACCCGCCCUCGGGUCGAGCGUCAGCUCACAUCCAUCACAUCUCGUCGCAUUUCAUGUGAAAGGAUAACGAAAUAAAAAUCUUACGUGUGAUAUUUUGUCGUAGGUAUGCUAGAUGUUUUGCGGUAUUUUUAUGCUGCCUUUACAUGACAUUAUUUUUUAAAUUUGAGUUUAUAAAAAUGCGAUUACUUUAUAUUUUUAUACUUAGAAGUUUUGUAAAUUAUUUUCUAGUUUAGAGGAGAUGACACAGAUUAAUUUGAAUGCACCAGUCAUUGUGUGGUAAGAGAGACGUGGCGCCAGGCGUGCACUCGGUCCCUCGGGCCGCGGUCGCGGGCCGCGGUGCCGGUGCCGCGUGCCGCGCGCCGUCACGUCGGACAUAUUUUUGUAUCGUUACAAACGCAACGUGGUUUCGUGUUAUGCAGAACGCUUUUCAUGUACUCUUAUAAUCGCAUUCGUACAGUCAUAACUCGAACACGUUACACAUGUCAUACUUUAUAUCACAUAUCUAAAGGAACGUUCACUCUCCUCACUAUGUUCGUAUUAUAUAUUAGGACUACUAUUUUGAUACCUGUAUUCAUUGCAUUUCUUUAUACCUAGCAUAUAUUUGUACUACUUACAUCUAAUUUUCUUAAGAUUGUUAGUGACGUUUUACAGCCAUAUUAUGUACAGUAUGGUUAUAGGUGUGUACCCAGUAAUGUAUAAAUGUUUAUCUUAAUCACAUAUCACGCGGAUGACGUAACACUGAGUCUGAGUAGUCCGGCGCGGGGGACUGUAGCCUGUAGUCCCGCCGGAGUAAAAUUGCCACUAUCCCAACACUGCUCAACUGUGAAUAAAUAGUGCUAUCUUGCAAUGUAAUGAACGCGCCCCGGCCACUCGUCGGACGCGUGACAAUUUUUAUAAAGAUUUACCCCUUUGGAAACAUUUUUUGAGGAGCCUAAUUUGCGGUGCAUCAGGCCCAGGGUUCAGUAUCGUUUGGACGUGUCUACAGUGUUACUUAGCUUUUGUACAAGGUGACGAUCAAGCGGCAAGUGACCGCUGAGCCGCUGACGGCCGACUGCUGAGUGCUGACGCUGCUUUGUUUAUCGUACGGUGGCUUGGUGCUAGUUUCGUAUUUGUACGCGGAUAAAUCUUGCUUCAGUGUCUCGGACCAAUAUAUUAGCAACUUAGUCUUCUUAUCGAUAAUAUUCUUCGCUUUUGUGUGUCAAAUAUGUGCGAAUUUCUUGUAACGUAAACCUUAAUUGAAUCUUGUGUAUAUCGACUUGUAUAAUGGUUUACAAUUAUCACUGCAUUUUUUCUAUAAGAAUAUUCAAUUAAAUCCAAUGUAAACGGGAACUGAAGUGACCGCGCCGUUUGUUUGUGUCCAAAUUGUUAGGUUAGUGUCGAUGACGAUGCCAAUAUUUAUUAACUGCAGAAAUGUAGGAUGUUCUGAGACGAUGAGAUCUGGCGCGGUCACGACAGCCCCUCUGGACCGGGUCGUUAUUGUAAUACACAUUUAUUUUUAUAAGGGCGGGCCAGUGUGAUAUCUAUACUAUGAAAUGGAUAAAUAAAUAUGUAUGAUCUGUAAAAUUGCA